AUGAAUGGAAAUUUUAUAAAAUCAUUUUCUGAAAUUCCAGGACCGAAAUCGUUACCAUUUAUUGGAACCCUUUUUUAUUACCUUCCAGUUAUUGGAAAAUAUAAAUUCGAUGAACUUUAUUUAAACGGUUUAAAAAAAUAUAAUGAAUUUGGUCCGAUAAUAAAAGAAGAAAUCGUACCUGGAACAAAUAUUAUUUGGUUAUUUAAUCCAGAUGAUAUAAAAAAAUUAUUUAAAAUAGAAGGAAGGUAUCCGGAAAGAAGAAGUCAUUUGGCUUUACAACAUUAUAGAAAUCAUCGUAAAGAUUUAUAUAAUUCUGGAGGAUUAUUACCCACUAACGGACCUGAAUGGUAUCGACUUCGUAGUUUUUUUCAAAAAGGUUUAAGUUCUCCAAAAAAUGUUCGCUCUUAUAUUUCACAAACAAAUGAUAUCGUUGAUUGUUUUAUAUCUCACUUGGGGGAUUCCCAGUCUUCCAAAACAGAAGAUUUUAUUAAUAAAUUAUCAAGACUUUUUUUAGAAAUUUUAGGGGUUGUAAUUUUCGACUCCAGAUUAAAUAGUUUUACAACCGAAGAAUUAAAACCUCAAUCAAAAAGUAGUAAAUUAAUGGAAUCCGCAUUGACGAUUAAUUCAUGUAUAUUAAAAACAGAUAACGGUCUUAGACUCUGGAGAUUCUGGAAUACUCCUUUAUAUAAUAAAUUAAAAAAUGCUCAUCAAUUUAUGGAAAAUAUGGCUGUAGAAUUAAUAGAAAAAAAAAUUCAAAAAAUGAUUAAUAAAAAUAAUAAUGAUAAUGAUAAUGAUGAUGGAGAAAAAUCACUUUUGGAAUAUUAUUUAACGUCUAAAGAAAUCGAUAAAAAAGACAUAAUUGGAAUGUGUGCAGAUAUUUUACUUGCUGGUAUCGAUACGACGACAUUUUCAACAAGUUUUACACUUUAUCAUUUGGCAACAAAUAAAGAAAAACAAGAAAAAUUAUUUAAAGAAAGUUUUAAUCUUCUUCCUAAGGGUGAUUCUUUGAUAACGAGCGACAUAUUGGCCAAUGCGGAAUAUUUAAAAGCAGUUAUUAAAGAAUCAUUUAGAUUAAAUCCAAUAUCAGUUGGAAUCGGAAGAAUAUUAUUAGAAGACGCCAUUUUUUCCGGAUACAGAGUACCAAAAGGAAAUGUUAUAGUUACACAAAACGAAAUAAUAUGUAAAUUAGAUAAAUAUUUUACUCACCCUUUGAAAUUUUAUCCGGAAAGAUGGUUGAAAAAAGAAAAUAAAAAUUUAAAUCCAUAUUUGGUACUUCCGUUUGGUCAUGGUCCAAGAUCUUGUAUAGCGAGAAGAUUGGCUGAACAAAACAUGCAAAUAACUAUUUUAAAGUUAUGUCGAAAUUUUAAAAUUGAUUGGAUUGGAAAUCCUUUAGGUUCAAAAUCAUAUUUAAUUAAUAAACCUGAUGGACCUUUAAAAUUUACAUUUCAAUAUAGAAAUAUUUGA
Pediculus humanus corporis (human body louse) is the source of this 1464-nucleotide messenger RNA. RefSeq names its product cytochrome P450, putative. NCBI's taxonomy places the organism in Eukaryota, Metazoa, Arthropoda, Insecta, Psocodea, Pediculidae. The record is from RefSeq and is a predicted model, not a curated record. Gene Ontology annotation, molecular function: monooxygenase activity; iron ion binding; heme binding. The transcript has 8 exons. The coding region runs from base 1 to 1464 and encodes 487 amino acids.